AUGUCGUUCCGGUUCCCCCGAUGGGGCCGCAAGAAGAACAAGAGCAAGGAGCCGCCCGUGGGGGGCAACAAGUACUACCCUGACGGCGCCUCCGCCGGGGGCGUCCCACGCGCGCCGCCCUCCGCGCCCGCCGGCCGCACCUACAGCAACGGCUCGGACUACCAGUCGCAGCAGUCGUGGCAGUCCAACGGCUCGAUGCCCCCCGCGCCGGCGUCGGCGGACUACCAGAACUCGGGCGGGGGCCGCGCCGCGCCCUCCGCGAACCGCGGCGCGCCGCUGCCGUUCUCCCACCCGCUCUACGCCAUGGACGCCGAGGGCAUGAUCCACCUCAAGGCCACGGGCAAGGGGCUCGACGACUCGGACCUGGCCGUGCACCAGGACGAGAUCAUCAACACGGUCGUCAAGUACGUGCAGGACUCGAUGCGCAAGGAGCUGGGCUUCCGCGAGGUCUUCAUCCCGGCCAACAGCACGCCCGAGGCGCCCGUCAAGGCUAACGUCUUCGUGUCGCGCAACUACGAGUCGUGCAAGAAGCUGCUGGUGUUCGUGGCCGUCAGCCGCGGCCUCUACCCGGGACUCUGGAGCCGCGGCCUCGUGCUGCACGCCGGCGUCAAGAGCGGCAGCAUGCUCGAGUACUUCCGCAAGGCCAUCGACGAGGGCUACGGCAUCAUCGUGGCCAACCCCAACAAGAACGUCAUCGUCAUGCGCGACGGCAAGCAGCGGCUGCAGAUCCCCGGGUCUUCCAGCCCCGAGGAGCACAUGGACUCGCUCUGGGACUCGUACGUCGCCCGGUCCUCCGCCAGGAGGGUCUACUUCCUCGGAUACUCGUACGGAGGCGUGCUUAUCAAGUACCUGCUGCAGUCCCGCGGCGACCAGCUCAUGCGUCGCAACGGAGCCAUCGCGCUGAUCGAGUCGAGCCACCGUAUCGAGGACGGCGACUCGCAGUCUGUCAAGUCCAUCCUGGCGCACCGCACCAUGUACUGGGAAAGCAACGACCAGCUCUUCCAGACCAAGCUGGACGGCGACGCCCCGCACCGUACCGGCUGCACGUGUCUGUCGGCGGGCCGGCCGCCGCGCGCGCACGCGAACCACUACUACGUCACUGCCUUCUGCAUCAACAAGAUCCAGGACGCGCUGUUCCGGUUCCUCGACACGCGGGACGCCACCACCUACGUCGCCGGCGAGAAGCCUGUGCCGGAUCCACCUGCUUCGGCGCCGGCAUACAUGGGCAACGGUGCCGCCGCCCCAAGCGGCCCGCAGCUCGCGCGCCAGGAGUCCACCAGGCGUGAAGCCAACAACUCCAAGAUGGGCACCAGUGAGAAGCACUGCAACCUGUGUCUGUUCCACUUCACGCUGUUCGACCGGCGUCACCACUGCCGCAUGUGCCACCGCGCUGUCUGCAAUGCGUGCUCGCGCGACCGUCUCUUCCUGCCCGGAUCGAGUACGGCCCAGCGCGUGUGUACCGAGUGUGCGACGGAGGGUCCGCGCGGCAACAACAACAACAACAACAACAACACUAACAACACUAACAACAACCCGGCGGCCAACCAGCCUCCCCCGACCUACCCGCGCCUUAACCGCACGGCUAGCGACGCCGUGGCCACGACCAACUCCUCGCAGGAUAUGUCCCAGGCGCGCAACCGCUCGGACACGCAGAUGUCGAACCAGGGCCGGUCAGAGUCGAACGCGCAGCCGCCUGGCAACUCGAAGCUCAGUGUGGAGGACUUCGACCUGCUGAAGGUGAUCGGUAAGGGCGCCUUCGGUAAGGUCAUGCUGGUGCGCAAGAAGGUGCCCGAUGGAUCGACGACCCCGAACGCCAUCUACGCUAUGAAGGUGCUAAAGAAGGCGUCCGUGUUCGCCAAGAACCAGGUGGAGCACACCAAGUCGGAGCGCCGUAUCCUGCGCGAUAUCGACCACCCGUUCGUGUACAUUGCCCCCGAGCUGCUCAAGGGCCUGCCCUACGGUAAGGCUGUGGACUGGUGGGGCUUCGGCACGCUGCUGUAUGAAAUGAUGACCGGCCAGACGCCCUUCUUUGACCGCAACCGGAAGCGCAUGUUCCACAACAUUCUGCACCGGGACGUUGUAUUCACGCAGGCCUUCUCGGAGGACGCCAAGGAUCUGCUGACCGGUCUGCUUCGCCGAGACCCGGCCAAGCGGUUAGGCUCCGGCCCCUCGGGCGUGCAGGAAAUUAUGGACCACCCCUUCUUCGCUAGCAUCGACUUCGACAAGCUGCUGAAGCGCGAGGUGGAGCCGCCCUUCAAGCCCGUGGUGAACAGCGAGGCCGACACGGGCAACGUUGCCAACAUCUUCACGCGCGAGAUGGCGCGCGACUCGCCAGUGACGCAGGAGCUGGGCGCCACGCAUCGCGCGCAGGCCCACUUCGACGGCUUCACGUACAUGCCCGGCAACGAGCACCUGAACUAAGCAAGAGUUGACGGAAGGCGAAGGAUACGGAAGGCCCCGGAUUGUUAGACGACUACCCGCCCCCAAAGGACGCCGACGAAGUUGAGGGAUGGAGGGAGCGAGCUGCAUGGGGAAAGCUGCCGAGCCGAGCAAGUAGCAAGACCAGCGUGGUGAAGAAAAGUAUGUCGGGCGUGGUCGUCUCGUGCGGUGGCAGCUUCGUUGGCAAAACCCGUUGCAGCGAGUGGGUAAAGGGAGACGACACGAGCGAGAGAGCCGUGUCGGUGUGUGUUGUGUACGAGAAGCGAGAAAGGGAAGGAAGAAGAGCAAGAGCGAGCGAGCUGACGAGAGGAUGCACGACCUGCGCGUGGGUCGGAGAUGAAUGAAAAGCUAGCUCGGCGCUGAAGCGGAGAUGCAGUGUAGCCUCCUACCAGCAAACUCGCCAUUUUAGUUUUAGCUUUGCGAGUGGCAUAAGAUGAAAAAAGAGAAAGUGAAUAUCCAUC
Messenger RNA from Phytophthora sojae, 2900 nucleotides. RefSeq lists its product as hypothetical. Gene Ontology annotation, molecular function: metal ion binding; protein serine/threonine kinase activity; ATP binding. The transcript has 2 exons. The record is from RefSeq and is a predicted model, not a curated record. Bases 1 to 2421 code for a protein of 806 amino acids. Gene Ontology annotation, biological process: protein phosphorylation. Lineage: Eukaryota; Oomycota; Peronosporomycetes; Peronosporales; Peronosporaceae.